Molecule: messenger RNA, 1326 nt
Organism: Raphanus sativus (radish)
Lineage: Eukaryota; Viridiplantae; Streptophyta; Magnoliopsida; Brassicales; Brassicaceae
Product: nudix hydrolase 2
Exons: 9
Coding region: 361-1209 (282 amino acids)
Molecular function (GO): NAD binding; ADP-ribose diphosphatase activity; NADH pyrophosphatase activity
Source: RefSeq, a predicted model, not a curated record
GUAAUUUCUGCUGUCUGCAUUGUGAUGGAAUCACUUAAUGGCCUACUUCUGCAUAAGCAUGGCUAACUUUCGUUAUGGGAGAUGUUAUUUAUCUGAGAGUAUAAGUUCAAUCAUUUUCGAUACUCGCACGGUAUCAGAGAAGGAGAACCAGUGUUACAUUGAAGGCAUGGCUAAUGGGAAAGAGGAUUUGGUGUACCCCAAGAGUGUCUACAUAAUUGGUGGCUUAGUGGAUCGAAACCGGUUCAAAGGGAUCAACAUGACCAAGGCAUUAAAGCAGCUAAACUUACUAUAGGAGAGAGAUAGUACAGUUUAUGAAAAUGUCCAGUUCUCAGGGUCUCAACGGCGACGAGGAACAGAUCCAUGUCCGUUUCUUCCUCCUCCACGAACCCGAUGGCUGGUGAGGAGGCGAAUAACGGAGGCGUUACAAUGCUUCCGGUGGUUGAAGACAAGUACGGUGGCGUGAUGACGGAGGUUAACCAUCCCAUGGAUCCUUCUGCCUUCUCUGCACUUCUACAAUCAUCUCUCUCUACAUGGACUCUUCAGGGAAAGAAAGGAGUGUGGAUCAAAUUGCCGAGACAGCUUAUCGGUCUUGCUGAAGCUGCUGUCAAGGAGGGAUUCUGGUUUCAUCACGCGGAGAAGGUCUACUUGAUGCUUGUCUAUUGGAUUCCCAUAGUAGGGGAUACGAUUCCUUCCAAUGCUUCUCACCGUGUUGGCAUAGGUGCCUUUGUCCUCAACCACAAGAAGGAGGUGCUGGUGGUUCAAGAGAAGACGGGAAGAUUUCAAGGCCAAGGUAUCUGGAAGUUCCCCACCGGAGUAGUCAAUGAGGGUGAAUAUAUCCAUGAUGGCUCGGUCAGAGAGGUGAAAGAAGAGACAGGAGUGGAUACAGAAUUUGUCCAAGUAUUGGCUUUCAGACAGACCCACAAAGCUUUCUUUGAAAAGUCAGAUUUGUUCUUCGUGUGCAUGUUAAACCCCCUUUCUUUGGAGAUCAACGCACAGGAGACUGAGAUAGAGGCUGCUCAGUGGAUGCCGUGGGAGGAAUACACAAAGCAACCAUUCGUACAGAACCAUGAGCUACUAAGAUAUAUGACAGCCAUUUGCUCUGCUAAAACCAAAGGAGACUACGAAGGCUUCACUCCUCUCCGUGUCUCUGCACCUGAUCAACAAGGCAACUUGUACUUCAACACCCGCGACCUCCGUUCCCGCCAUUAACCCCUCUUUCUCACAACAAGCAAAGCAAGUCCCCUACAGUUUUCAUCAAACCUGGUUUCUUUGCUGCAUCUCUAUGUAAGCAUUAUGACACUUGAAUCUGAAAACAUUUGCAUUCAA